Messenger RNA from Chelonia mydas (Green sea turtle), 1903 nucleotides. RefSeq names its product distal-less homeobox 1 (gene DLX1). Gene Ontology annotation, biological process: cell differentiation; negative regulation of transcription by RNA polymerase II; embryo development. The coding region runs from base 504 to 1271 and encodes 255 amino acids. Gene Ontology annotation, molecular function: RNA polymerase II cis-regulatory region sequence-specific DNA binding; DNA-binding transcription factor activity, RNA polymerase II-specific. The record is from RefSeq and is a predicted model, not a curated record. The transcript has 3 exons. NCBI's taxonomy places the organism in Eukaryota, Metazoa, Chordata, Testudines, Cheloniidae.
ACUGGGGUCUCCCAGGAGGAUGUGAAGCCCCCUGGCUGGCAGGCUCCCCGCCUGGAGUAACUUUGGGCCGCCCGCCCCUGGCUUGAAAGUCUCUCUCUCGCCGCCUUCAUUGUGCUCCCCGGCGUUGUCUGUUCCCGAUGAUCACACACAGGGGACGGGGGACUCUCAGCUCACCAAGUCCGGCUCGUCUCACUCACUAGGGUCCGGGCGAGCCCCAAGCGCCUUUGACCAAUCCAAAGCGAUUAUGCAAGACGGCGGACCAAUCAGCUCCACCGGCUCAUGAAUAUUCAUAGUCUUGGCUGAGUCAAAGCUUUUAGGCGAGUUUGUGUAGAUCUACGGCAUCAUGCUUAGACUUUUCAAAGAGACAAACUCCAUUUUCUUAUGAAUGGAAAGUGAAAAGCCCUGUUCCGCUUAAAUUGGGUUCUUUCCUGUCCUGAGAAACACAACAGACCCCAAAAAGGCAGGCUGAAGAGAGAACCCACACACAGACCAAGCGACAAGAAAUGACCAUGACUACCAUGCCAGAGAGUCUUAAUAGCCCUGUCUCAGGGAAGGCUGUCUUUAUGGAGUUUGGGCCACCCAGCCAGCAAAUGUCUCCUUCUCCCAUGUCCCACGGACACUAUUCCAUGCACUGUUUACACUCAGCUGGCCACUCUCAGCCUGACAGCUCGUACAGCACAGCUUCGUCCUUCUCCAGACCGCUGGGCUACCCCUAUGUCAACUCGGUCAGCAGCCACUCGUCUAACCCCUACAUCAGUUCAGUGCAAUCCUACCCCAACAGCUCCAGCCUGACUCAGACCCGGUUAGAGGAGACAGGGGCCGACUCGGAGAAAAGCACUGUAGUAGAAGGAGGGGAAGUUCGCUUUAACGGGAAAGGGAAAAAAAUCCGCAAGCCCCGGACUAUUUAUUCCAGUUUGCAGUUGCAGGCUCUGAACAGGAGAUUCCAGCAAACGCAGUACCUGGCUCUGCCCGAGAGAGCCGAACUCGCAGCCUCGCUGGGACUUACCCAGACACAGGUGAAGAUCUGGUUCCAGAACAAGCGAUCUAAAUUCAAGAAGCUAAUGAAGCAGGGAGGGGCAGCUUUGGAAAGCAGCGCUCUGGCGAAUGGCAGGGCGCUCUCGGCCAGUUCGCCCCCAGUCCCCCCAGUGUGGAACACCACCUCGUCAUCGGGUAAGACCUCUACGGGGACCCCGGGCACUUACAUACCCAGCUACACAUCGUGGUACCCUUCAGCCCACCAAGAAGCUAUGCAGCAACCUCAGCUGAUGUGAUUACAAACCAGGUUCCCCAUUUCAAGCACUAUCGGUCCAGAAAAAUAAAUAAGCCCAAUCAAUAAACAGAGGGAAAAAAGAGAGGGGGAAAUAAAAAGAACAAACAAUCGGGAAAGAGGUCUCUUGCCCACAGAGCCAUUAACACUGCACUAUAGCGUGGUGCAGACAAGCACAGAUGUGAUGCGGGGCUGGUUCCCAACUGCUGACAGCUGACAGAGCAGCCAUUAGCUCAACCGGAGAACAGCCUGGGAGCAGAGAGAAAAUCCGACCCUCGGCUUUGUGGGACAAUCAGAAAAAUAUGUUUGUAGAGGAAAAAAGCUCUCCUCUGUCCUGUCUGUCUGUCUGUGUCUAGCCUGAUGAAAUGUAGGUCAUUUAUUUACUACCCCACUCCUCUUUAACAGCAAUGCGAAAACAACCUGUACUAUAGCCAGAUAUUUUUUCUUUGCAUUUGCCUGUACCCUUCACGACUCGUCUGUGUACAUUUUUAUUGUGGUUGUUAAAGGGAGAGAUGGGGAUUUAAUUUAUUGACUUAAAUUACCACAGUAAGAGUGCUAGAAACACACGGACUAUCUGGUUUGCAAAGGGCACUGUUUCAACGCACAGUUUACUUUAAACAAAACAAAACAAAAACA